UUGUAAUAUAUGUUUUUUUUGUUGCAUUUUUCACAUGUUGUGCAGCUAUUUUAUAGAUAAUAAUGAAAUUAACACUUUUAUGUGAAUCUUAUAGACAAAAAGGAUUCCAUUAGAGCCUCCUCUACAACUGAGAAUCACAAGCAGCAUUAAAAAGGAAAGCAAAUCAAGCCAGCAAUCAGAUCUUUUCCACUUUCUCCAGAGAACUCCAAAACUCUUCUUCCCCAGCAGGUGACAGACGAGGGAGAAUAAAACAAGAGAGUUUUUGAGCUGGAAAAAACUGAUUAUGUGGAACUCAAAUAUUACAUGAAAAGGUCAAGGGGGAUGAUUUCCAAAUUCAGAAAAAGAGAGAAAUACCUGGAAGUCAGUGGGGAGGAAGAGGUCACUUGGAUAGCCCCGUAGGGCAGACAGUAACGCAAGCCUCACCCUGUGGGGAAGGAAACAAUAGCUUCAAUCAAAGCACCACCAAACAAGGGAUCAGAAAUAGUUUUGAUCUCUUCAAGAAUCCAAGAAUAUCAGUGGUGGAAAAGCCCCACAGAGGUGUAUAUCCUGGGAAAAGCACAGAUUACAGGUCACAGCUGAUUAUGCAUGAGAGCACCCACACCGGCGAGGAGGCCUACCAGUGUUCUCAGCGAAGCAAAAGCUUUAGCAAGCACGCCACCCUGGUGAAUCACCAGAGGACUCACACAGGAGAGAAACCGUAUGAGUGUCCAGAUUGUGGGAAAAGUUUUAGUUUGAAUUCCAGCCUGGUGAAACACCAGAGGACUCACACAGGAGAGAAACCGUAUGAGUGUGCAGAUUGUGGGAAAAGUUUCAGUCAGAAUUCCGGACUGGUGAGACACCAGAGGACGCACACAGGAGAGAAACCGUAUGAGUGUCCAGAUUGUGGGAAAAGUUUCAGUUGGAAGUCUGACCUGGUGAUACACCAGAGGACUCACACAGGAGAGAAACCGUAUGAGUGUCUGGAUUGUGGGAAAACUUUCAGUCGGAAUUCUGAACUGGUGAUACACCAUAGGAUUCAUACAGGCGAGAAACCGUAUGAGUGUCCAGAUUGUGGGAGAGGUUUCAGUCAGAAUUCAAACCUUGUGAUACACCAGAGGACUCACACAGGAGAGAAACCAUAUGAGUGCCCUGAUUGUGGGAAAAGUUUCACUCGGAAGUUCGAACUGGUGAUACACAAGAGGACUCACACAGGAGUGAAACCGUAUCAGUGUCCAGAAUGUGGAAAAAGGUUCAGUCGGAAAUCCAACCUAGUGAUACACCAGAGGAUUCACACAGGAGAGAAACGGUAUGAAUGUGUGGAUUGUGGGAAAAGUUUCAGUCAGAAUUCCCGCCUGGUGACACACCAGAGGAUUCACUCAGGAGAGAAACCAUAUGAGUGUCCAGAUUGUGGGAAAGAUUUCAGUUGGAAGUCAGACCUGGAGAAACACCAGAGGACUCACACAGGAGAGAAACCGUAUGAGUGUCCGGAUUGUGGGAAAGAUUUCAGUUGGAAGUCCAACCUGGUAAAACACCAGAGGACUCACACAGGAGAGAAACCGUAUGGGUGUCUGGAUUGUGGGAAAGAUUUCAGUUGGAAGUCCAACCUAGUGAUACACCAGAGGACUCACACAGGAAAGAAACCGUAUGAGUGUCCGGAUUGUGGGAAAACCUUUGUUCAGAAUUCCAGCCUGGUUAAACACCAGAACACACAAACAGGAAAGAAACCAUAUGAGUGUCCAGAUUGUGGGAAAAGGUUCAGUUGGAAUUCUCAGCUGUUGAUACACCAGAGGAGACACACAGGAGAGAAACCGUAUCAGUGUCCAGAUUGCGGGAAAAGUUUCAGUUUGAAGUCCAAUUUGGUAAUACACCAGAGGACUCACACAGGAAAUAAACCUUAUGAGUGUCUGGAUUGUGGCAAAAGGUUCAAUCGGAAUUCCCACAUGGUGAUACACAAGAGGACUCACAAAAGAAAGCAACUGUAUAAAUGUAUGGAUUGUGGGAAAGGUUUCAGUCAAAAUUCCUGCCUAGUGAAACACCAGAGGACUCACACAGGAGAGAAACCAUAUGAGUGUCCGGAUUGUGGGAAAAGUUUCAGUCAUAAUUCCAUCCUGGAGAACCACCAGAGGACUCAUACAGGAGAGAAAGCGUAUGAGUGUCCAGAUUGUGGGAAGAGAUUGAGUUUGAAGUCAAAUCUGGUGAAACACCAGAGGACUCACACAGGAGAGAAACCGUAUGAGUGUUCCGAUUGUGGGAAAGAUUUCAGUUGGAAGUCUGACCUGGUGAAACACCGGAGGAGUCACACAGGAGAAAAACCGUAUGAGUGUCCAGAUUGUGGGAAAGAUUUCAGUUGGAAGUCUGACUUGGUGAAACACCUUAGGACUCACACAGGGGAGAAACCAUACGAGUGUCCAGAUUGUGGGAAAGAUUUCAGUCUUAGCAAAUACGCCACCCUUGUGAAUCAUAAUAGGACUCACACCAGGGAGAAACCAUAUGAGUGUCCAGAUUGUGGGAAAAGUUUCAGUUGGAAGUCCAAACUGGUGAAACACCAGAGGAUUCACACAGGAGAGAAACCAUAUGAAUGUCCGGAUUGUGGGAAAAGUUUCAGUCAGAAUUCCCACCUGGUGAUACACCAGAGUACUCACACAGGAGAGAAACCGUAUGAGUGUCCGGAUUGUGGGAAACGUUUCAGUCAGAAUUCCAACCUUGUGAUACACCAGAGGACUCACACAGGAGAGAAACCGUAUGAAUGUCUGGAUUGUGGGAAAAAUUUCAUUCAGAGUUCCCACCUGGUGAUACACCAGAGAACUCACACAGGAGAGAAACCAUAUGAAUGUCCAGAUUGUGGAAAAAGUUUCAGUCGGAAAUCCGAAAUGGUGAAACACCAGAGGACUCACACAGGAGAGAAACCGUAUGAGUGUCCGGAUUGUGGGAAAAGUUUCUGUUUGAAGUCCAGCCUGGUGAUACACCAGAGGACUCACACAGGAGAGAAACCGUAUGAGUGUUUGGAUUGUGGGAAAAGUUUCUGUUUGAAGUCCAACCUGGUGAUACAUCAGAGGACUCACACAGGAGAGAAACCGUAUGAGUGUCCGGAUUGUGGGAAAAGUUUCAGUUGGAAAUCUGAAAUGGUGAAACACCACAGGACUCACACAGGAGAAAAACCGUAUGUUUGUCUAGAUUGUGGGAAAAGUUUCUCCUUGAAGUCCAACCUGGUGAUACAUCAGAGGACUCACACUGGAGAGAAACCGUAUGAGUGUCUGGAUUGUGGGAAAAGUUUCAGUCAGAAAUCUGAACUGGUGCAACACCAGAGGACUCACACAGGAGAGAAACCAUAUAAGUGUCCAGAUUGUGGGAAAAGUUUCUGUUCGAAGUCUAACCUGGUUAUACAUCAGAGGACUCACACAGGAGAGAAACCAUUUGAGUGUCUCGAAUGUGGCAAAAGUUUCAGUCGGAAAUCCGAAAUGGUGAAACACCACAGGACUCACACAGGAGAAAAACCGUAUGUGUGUUUGGCUUGUGGGAAAAGUUUCUCCUUGAAGUCCAACCUGGUAAAACACCAGAGGAUUCACACAGGAGAGAAACCAUAUGAGUGUUCUGAUUGUGGGAAAAGUUUCAGUCGGAAAUCUGAACUGGUGAUACACCAGAGAACUCACACAGGAGAGAAACCAUAUGAGUGUCCCGAUUGUGGGAAAAAUUUCAAUCGGAAUUCCCACCUGGUGAUACACCAGAGGACUCACACAGGAGAGAAACCGUUUGAGUGUCCGGAUUGUGGGAAACGUUUCAGUGUGAAUUCCAACCUGGCCAUACACCAGAGGACUCACACAGGAGAGAAACCAUAUGAGUGUCUGGAUUGUGGGAAGCGUUUCAGUGUUAAUUCCAACCUGGUACUACAUCAGAGGACUCACACAGGAGAGAAACCGUAUGAGUGUCCAGAUUGUGGGAAAAAUUUCAGUCGGAAUUCCAGUCUUGUGAAACACCAGAGGACUCACACAGGAGAGAAACCAUACGAAUGUCCAGAUUGUGGGAAGAGUUUCAGUCAGAAUUCCUUCCUGGUGAUACACCGGAGGACUCACACAGGAGAGAAACUGUAUGAGUGUCUGGAUUGUGGGAAGAGUUUCAGUCAGAAUUCCUUCCUGGUGAUACACCAGAGGACUCACACAGGAGAGAAACCAUAUGAGUGUACAGAUUGUGGGAAGAGUUUCUUUUGGAAUUCCCACCUGGUGAUACACCAGAGGACUCACACAGGAGAAAAACCAUAUGAGUGUCCAGAUUGUGGGAAAGAUUUCAUUGCUAGAUCUAGCCUUCUCAAUCAUGUAGGUUUACACGUAGGAGAGAAACCAUUCAAAUGCCCAGACUGUGGACGGUGCUUCACAAACAAUUCCUGCCUUAGCAGACACAAGAAAAUGCACAUGGGGCUGGAAGUGCUGAGUGUAGAGAAGGCUUGAAUUUCACUUCUCAUCUCCCAUUGGACAUCCAGCUAAAAAGUUAAGUAUUUAAUUUCUGGCCUUAUUCUUUUUAGUCAAACAUGUCUCAGUAUUAGAGAUGAUGGAGGAGAGAAAAAAAUGGAAAAUAAUAGUUUGAGAAAGGCAAAUACACGUAUCUUGCUACCAGCAGAAGUUCCUAGUAAGCUGCUGCAGGUCCUAAGGGAUACAUGAAAAAAAGAUCCGAGCGCUUAGAUUUUUUGAGAGAAUAUAUUAGGGAUGUUUGUGGCAGUGACAAAAGCCGUGUAAAGUUUUAGAUGGAAAGGCUCUUCUGCCUUGCAAUUGCACUUGAUAGAUAAUAGCUUCAGGAAUAUUGAGCUGAGGAGAAAAGGCAUUGUGGUUUUGAGUGUAGGAUCUUCAGGUUUAUGAACAGCCCCUGCUGUGACCUUGUUCUCUUGGAGGUGCCUGCUUGUUAGCCUUUGAUGGCUGUGGGUGACAGCAGCGGCAAGAGGCUGACCCUUUUGUUACAUCCCCUUUUGGUGGUGGAGAUGAGAGGAAAAAAUUGCACAGUGGAAGAUGUUUCAUUUCUAGAAAUGGAUUGUGUAAGAACCAAAAAGAAGGGAACACAGUUAACCAGACAAAAACAAGGUCGCAACAAGGUCAAGUAACAAUGUAAUCGGCCACAAAUUAUAUUAUAUAAUAUUGUUUACUUGUGUUGGAUGUA
This is a messenger RNA of Candoia aspera, 5121 nucleotides long. Its product is annotated as zinc finger protein 84-like. The transcript has 2 exons. Gene Ontology annotation, biological process: regulation of transcription by RNA polymerase II. The record is from RefSeq and is a predicted model, not a curated record. Gene Ontology annotation, cellular component: nucleus. The coding region runs from base 582 to 4421 and encodes 1279 amino acids. NCBI's taxonomy places the organism in Eukaryota, Metazoa, Chordata, Lepidosauria, Squamata, Candoiidae. Gene Ontology annotation, molecular function: RNA polymerase II cis-regulatory region sequence-specific DNA binding; DNA-binding transcription factor activity, RNA polymerase II-specific.